AUGGACGCCCACGCCCUCCUUACAUCCCAAGGGUGGCGCGGCUCCGGCCAUUCCCUCCACAAGACCGACGACACCAUCGGCCUGGCCAAACCCAUUCUUGUCUCCCGCAAGAACAACGUCCUCGGCGUCGGCCGCAAGAGCCACGUCACGAGCGAUCAGUGGUGGCUCAACGCCCUCGAUGAGCAGCUCAAGAGCCUCGAUACCUCGGGCAAGACGAGCAUUGUGCAGACAAAGACCAACACCAAGCUGGGCGGUCUGCUAGCCUCCUCCACCGCUGGCGCCGCCGGGAAAUAUGCGGGCGCUAAUGGCUUGUACGCGUGCUUUGUGAGCGGGGGCUUGCUGCAGGGCACGAUCAGGUCGGGCCAAGAGGAGGACGAAGAAACGGGCGAGUCGACGGAUGCGACGCCCGAGGUGGAGCCUAUGCCUGUGAGGAAGGAGACAAAAGAGGAGAGGAGGGCCAGGAAAGAGGCGAGAAGGAAAAGAAAGGCUGCUAAGGCGGCGAGACGAAAUGCCGAGGCUGCAGAGGCCCUGAGAUCCGCCACAAAAGAACCGAAGAGGAGCAAGGACAAUGAGAAGAGCAUCGCGCCAGAGUCAAAGGAGGAGCGUCAGGCAAGAAAAGAGGCUAGAAGGAAGAGGCGCGAAGAAAAGGACAAGCGGCGUAGGGGCGAGGGAGGUUGA
Molecule: messenger RNA, 678 nt
Organism: Cryphonectria parasitica EP155
Lineage: Eukaryota; Fungi; Ascomycota; Sordariomycetes; Diaporthales; Cryphonectriaceae
Exons: 2
Coding region: 1-678 (225 amino acids)
Source: RefSeq, a predicted model, not a curated record